Molecule: messenger RNA, 1404 nt
Organism: Biomphalaria glabrata
Lineage: Eukaryota; Metazoa; Mollusca; Gastropoda; Planorbidae
Product: sporozoite surface protein 2-like
Exons: 3
Coding region: 1-1404 (467 amino acids)
Source: RefSeq, a predicted model, not a curated record
AUGCUAGAUGGUAGAAGCCCGAAAGAUAUCUUAUAUGUUGAGCUUGUGGAGGGAGUCGGACCCAAGGGGCGCCCAAAACUAACCUAUAGAGAUGUCUGCAAGCGAGACAUGAAAACCAAAGACAUCAACGAAAACCACGCGAGCUCCACUGUGACAUCCAACCCUUACAUCUCCACUGUGACAUCCAACCCUUACAUCUCCACUGUGACAUCCAACCCUUACAUCUCCAUUGUGACAUCCAACCCUAACAUCUCCACUGUGACAUCCAACCCUAACAUCUCCAUUGUGACAUCCAACCCUAACAUCUCCACUACAUCCAAACCUAACAUCUCCACUGUGACAUCCAACCCUAACAUCUCCACUGUGACAUCCAACCCUAACAUCUCCACUGUGACAUCCAACCCUAACAUCUCCAUUGUGACAUCCAACCCUAACAUCUCCAUUGUGACAUCCAACCCUAACAUCUCCACUGUGACAUCCAACCCUAACAUCUCCAUUGUGACAUCCAACCCUAACAUCUCCAUUGUGACAUCCAACCCUAACAUCUCCAUUGUGACAUCCAACCCUAACAUCUCCAUUGAGACAUCCAACCCUAACAUCUCCAUUGUGACAUCCAACCCUAACAUCUCCAUUGUGACAUCCAACCCUAACAUCUCCAUUGAGACAUCCAACCCUAACAUCUCCAUUGUGACAUCCAACCCUAACAUCUCCAUUGUGACAUCCAACCCUAACAUCUCCAUUGUGACAUCCAACCCUAACAUCUCCAUUGUGACAUCCAACCCUAACAUCUCCACUGUGACAUUCAACCCUAACAUCUCCAUUGUGACAUCCAACCCUAACAUCUCCGUUGUGACAUCCAACCCUAACAUCUCCACUGUGACAUCCAACCCUUACAUCUCCAUUGAGACAUCCAACCCUAACAUCUCCACUGUGACAUCCAACCCUAACAUCUCCAUUGUGACAUCCAACCCUAACAUCUCCAUUGUGACAUCCAACCCUAACAUCUCCACUGUGACAUCCAACCCUAACAUCUCCACUGUGACAUCCAACCCUUACAUCUCUAUUGUGACAUCCAACCCUAACAUCUCCAUUUUGACAUCCAACCCUAACAUCUCCAUUGUGACAUCCAACCCUAACAUCUCCAUUGAGACAUCCAACCCUAACAUCUCCAUUGUGACAUCCAACCCUAACAUCUCCAUUGUGACAUCCAACCCUAACAUCUCCACUGUGACAUCCAACCCUAACAUCUCCAUUGAGACAUCCAACCCUAACAUCUCCAUUGUGACAUCCAACCCUAACAUCUCCACUGUGACAUCCAACCCUAACAUCUCCAUUGUGACAUCCAACCCUAACAUCUCCAUUGAGACAUCCAACCCUCAUCUCCAUUGUGACAUCCAACCCUAA